Salmo salar (Atlantic salmon) is the source of this 970-nucleotide messenger RNA. NCBI's taxonomy places the organism in Eukaryota, Metazoa, Chordata, Actinopteri, Salmoniformes, Salmonidae. The record is from RefSeq and is a predicted model, not a curated record.
GUUCAGGCAUGGCACAAAUUACACUCUUCAAUCUCUCUGUCUGGACUGGGUGGGAUCCGUGAUUUCAACAGAACUAGACUUCACAGCUAUGGAUCCUGACGACAUGGACGAAGAUCAACUGCUUGAUUACGCUAUUCAGAUGAGCAUUCAAGAGUCAUGCCCCAAAUAUUAUUAUCAUCUUUAGAGAGUGAUGAACAUCUGAAGAUCCUAAAGGCUAUUGAUCGAGGUGACAUUCUCGCCCUCCAAGAGCUGUCAGAAUUUCAAGAAGGCUUCAGUGAGGCAGAUGACAGGGGCUGGUACCCUCUGCACAAGGCAGCUGUCCAACCUCUGGUGAAAAUGCUGGAGAUAGUGUUGUGUGCGUCUUUUAGGUUGUCCCUGUAGGAGAAGACAAUGGAGGGAGAAACACUGCUAACUCCAGCAGCUAUGGCUGGUCUGGUGGACAAUGUGAAGAUGAUACUUGAACAUGGAGCGUCUCCCCAUAACACCAACAGCAAGAAAGAAUCCCCUCUACUGCAGGUAAUAGUGAAAGGUAUAAAGUCUGUGUCCUUGGCAUCCUUGUUGUCACAACAAGUAUUAUUGUUGAAAUGACUCCUACCAUAUUGUUCCCCUGAUAUUCAACAGUUGUUGUGAUUUCUCCCGGUCAGCUGUUAGAUUUGGGUUGUAUGAAAUGGCAUCUGCCCUGAUCACGAGAGGAGCCUGUGUGGAGCAGGUCUGUCUGAAGCAGUCGACUGCCCUGCACGAGGCGGCAAAGUUAGGCUACUCUCAUAUCAUGGAGCUGUUGUUUGAACAUGGAGGUCAGGUCUCUGAGAUUGAUCAAGACGGCGUGACUCCAAUGGCCAUUGCAGCAGAGCACGCCCACUCAGAGGUUCUAGAGAUCCUUAUUUACAGUGGUGAGUAGGUAAAAGCACGAUAGCUCCAGUUUGCCCUCUGAUAGGCUAGAGCUUGAUAUAACUUUCAACAUGUUACAUAA